This is a messenger RNA of Aspergillus glaucus CBS 516.65, 375 nucleotides long. RefSeq lists its product as uncharacterized. Bases 1 to 375 code for a protein of 124 amino acids. NCBI's taxonomy places the organism in Eukaryota, Fungi, Ascomycota, Eurotiomycetes, Eurotiales, Aspergillaceae. The transcript has 5 exons. The record is from RefSeq and is a predicted model, not a curated record.
AUGGGUGAUGACCGAUGGCGCGGAGGCCGACCAGACAAUCGCCAGUCGGGCCAUAGACAGUCGGGUUCUAAGAACAUGGGAGGAUCGCGUGGGAAUGCCUGGAGCGACUCACGCGAUCAGAGCCCUGCCGGUCCAGCUAACGAGCAGCAUGUUCCCGUUUGUGGAUUUAAUGCGACGGAAGCAAAGUCAGUUCUCAAGCGAGGUGCACACGAACAAAAACCUGCCACGUACAAGCCAGCUGGGAAGGACGUGAACAACCGUGCUAGCGGACCUUGGGGCGCCAAACCCAACAACAUGGCGAGCGGAAAGGAUUUCUUCCUCGAGCUUCGAAAGCAGGUCACUUCCUUGCGGGGUGGAAAUGUUCCUGGUGGUUGA